UCCGAAAAUUGUUAAUUGUCUGCUAACUUCAAGAUCAUUUAAUUAUGAUACUGAACUUAGCCGACGUCUGAUAAUUUUUGAAUUUUUUCAAGUGAUAGAUUAUAAAAAAAAAAAUUUUGAAAAAUUGCACCUACAGCUUUUUUAAUUCUCUACAAGUGCAUAUUUUUAGUUUCUUUUUUUUUGUAUUUAAUUUGUAGAAAAAAAAAUUAAAUAAAAUACUCAUUAAAAAUUUUCAUUUUUAUAAAUAAAAAAAAACCAGCUGAUAUUUUGCAUGAGAAAUAUUUAUCUAGGAAUUUAAUUUUUUUUUACAAAUCCGCCGUAGUAUGAAACUCUUCACUCACAAAUUUUUAAAUCGUAAUUUCUUUAUUUAACUAUCAGAUUACAAGCGAUAAGACUGAAUUUUUCGGAACCCGUUUUACUACGUACUCAAAAUUCACUACAAAUAUAUCAACAUAUUUGUAACUAUGACCAAUCAAAUAAAUAUUUUACUGUACAUCAGUAAGAAAAAUAAAUUUUCCAAUUGUCGAUUGUUAAAUAAUUCAGUGCAGCUCAGGACUUUGAGUUGGAAACUUUGUAAUUGUAAUAUAUAUAUAAUUAGCAAUAGUUAUUAUAAUUGUCAAUAAAUAUCAAUUAAAAUUAUUACUCAGUGAUAUUUAUAUAUUUUCAUUCAAAUUUGCAUCCCAAUUCUUAUAUAUAUUUAUGUAUAAAUAGUGACUGUCAUUUAUUUAAAAAAAAAAAAUGGAAGCCGAAUGGAGAAGACGAGUGAGAUAUGAGUAUAAAAAAAUAAUUAAAUUAAGAGAAAUAAAACACGAGUACAAAAUUAAAAAUGCGUGGAAAGAAAAUGAAACUCAGCUUAGACAUGACACUAUUGAGCUACAAAAUAAAUGGGCUGGUAAAAAUAAUGUGUGGGAAGUUGGCCAGGAAUUGGAACCGAAUGAUUCUGGUUGUAAAGUGAAAGCUAUACUUGUAUGGCCGAUAGUUGAAGUCCAGGAAUGUCCCAUUGUUGAGAUAAAUCCAGUGACGACUAUUCCGAAUUCGUAUAUAUGGACGUCGAUAAGAAAAAAUAUCAGCGUGCGAGAUGAAACAGUUCUUCCACAUGUUCCGUAUAUGGGAGAUGAAGUUUUUAAUGACAAUGACAAUUUUCUUGAGGACUUGCUAAAACAUUACAAUGGCAAGGUACACGGGAAAUCGGCUGCUUUGGACGACGACUUAUUUUUAGAUCUUGUUAACGCUUUGACGAUUUACGAAAAUACUUCACCCCAAAAACUUCCAAAGAAGCGGAAAUUUAUCAAUCCAGCUAACAAUGAUAAUAAUGAAAUUGUUGUCAAUUUAAUGAGAUUGCCGUCGAUUAAUAUCUUCAACGCGAUAUCAGAAAUUUUCAUUGAUAAAGGGACACCAGAAGACUUUAUGAAUAAAUAUAUACGUUUAGUAGAACGUUCAGAUCCUAGUCUAUCAGCAACAAGGAGUACACCGAACAUCGAUAGUGACGAGAGCAAAAGUUUAUCGAGAGAGCAAUCCUUGCAGUCCUACCAGAAACUUUUUUGCAGGAGAUGCUUACAGUACAACUGUUUUACUCACCGCCCCGACAGCUGUUCAGUCUCAAAAAUUCCUAUUGGCCCUCGGCUUGAAUUGUCCUCUGUACCUUGCAGUAGUGAAUGUUACCUACUUAUCAGAGAGGUACAAAAAACCCUAGAUGUAAUUAAUACAAAAAAAGUGACAGUUGGUGAAGCCGAGGUUUUUGGUGAAUUUGAAAAAUUGCAAAUAGAUAAAAAUCCAAGAAACGAUUCUAAUAACAAUGAAGAAGCGUCAGAUAAUCAAAGUAGUUACGAUGAAAGCGAACAAAGUUUCGAAAAUAAUGAUGAGCAGACUGGAAUAAUGGGAGAAGAAACGCAAGACGUUGAAGUAAAUAAACACUCGUCGUUUACAUUACCGGAGAUUGAUGAGGAUGAGUACAGAGAAAUAUGGACGGGUGCGGAAGAGACUCUUUUUCGCGCACUGUAUCCACUGUUCCCGGGCAAUCCAUGUGCGAUAGCUCACAUAAUUCUUACAAAAACAUGUCAAGAUGUGUACAAGUUUUCAUUUAAAGAAGGCCAUGAAAUACCACCAGACGAAAUAGAGGAGCUCAGUCUUCCACGUGCGCAAAAGAAAAGACGAGGACUGUGGGAGAUACGGAGCAAAAAGAAACAGCUGAUGAAAAAUAACGAUACGAGUUAUUUAUGCAGCUACAAACCGUGCGAUCAUCCGGGUGAGGAAUGUGACGACUCUUGUACGUGUGUGCAGUCGCAGAAUUUUUGCGAAAAGUACUGCAAGUGUUCAAGGGAAUGUCUGAAUAGAUACCCCGGUUGUAAUUGUAAGAUAAAGUGUAACACCAAACAGUGCCCUUGUUACAUGGCCCUACGCGAAUGCGAUCCAGAUCUGUGUCAAACUUGCGGCGCAGAUCAGUUCCACGUCACUCAGACAUUAUGUAAAAAUGUGAACAUACAGCGCGGGCUGCAUAAGCAUCUUCUGAUGGGACCCUCGGACGUCGCCGGCUGGGGAGUUUUUCUCAAGGAGUCUGCGGUUAAGAACGAAUUUAUAUCUGAGUACUGCGGAGAGAUCAUCAGUCAAGAUGAGGCCGAUAGAAGAGGGAAAGUCUACGACAAGUACAUGUGCAGUUUUCUGUUCAAUCUUAACAAUGACUUUGUGAUUGACGCGAUGCGCAAAGGAAACAAAAUAAGGUUCGCAAACCACUCGACAAAACCCAACUGCUGCGCAAAAGUUAUGAUGGUAAAUGGCGACCACAGGAUCGGAAUCUAUGCCAAGCGAGCGAUACAACCCGGAGAAGAAUUAUUCUUAGACUACAGAUACGGGAACACCGAGCAACUGAAAUUCCGCGGAAUCGAACGUGGAAACCCGCAUUCAAACCAGUCUUCCUAAGGAAAUUUUCAAAUCCUCCCGUAAUAAAACGUCUAACCGAGGGUGUUUUGCCCAUCAAUUAUUUUUCACAGUUACCAACUACUGAGACGACCCGCAUAGAUUAAUUGCGUCACAAAAUAUACCAGUUACCCCAAUAAAUUAAUUAAUUAAUUUCAUUUACUAGCUGCCGAAACAAUAAAAGACCAGGGUGUCAGUUACAUAAAUGAUAAAUUAAAUAAAUACAUUUAUAUAUGACUCCAAUUAUUAUCAUAAUAAUAAUGAUUUUUUCUUCACUGUAUUGAUAUAAAUAAAUAGCCAGACAAUGAACUUAAA
This is a messenger RNA of Microplitis mediator, 3228 nucleotides long. Its product is annotated as histone-lysine N-methyltransferase E(z)-like. Gene Ontology annotation, biological process: chromatin remodeling. Gene Ontology annotation, molecular function: histone methyltransferase activity; protein binding. Lineage: Eukaryota; Metazoa; Arthropoda; Insecta; Hymenoptera; Braconidae. The transcript is spliced from 9 exons. The record is from RefSeq and is a predicted model, not a curated record. Bases 739 to 2916 code for a protein of 725 amino acids.